Messenger RNA from Striga hermonthica, 2160 nucleotides. The record is from the annotation of a GenBank genome assembly. Lineage: Eukaryota; Viridiplantae; Streptophyta; Magnoliopsida; Lamiales; Orobanchaceae.
AUGAAGGCUUGGGAGGCGACCGUUCGAAGGACGCAGGCCGCGGCCAAGAAACGAGCCAACACGAUCUUCGGCACGUCUUACCCGGUCGAGAACAACCCAAACUCCGUCGAAGAUCAAGAAACGAACGACGACCCAUAUGAUGAAACACACGCUCCUGGUGAGGUGUACCACGCGGAGAAAUUCCUCCCCAACGGCGACUACUACGCGGGCUACUGGGCCGACAGCUUCCCCCACGGGCAGGGCAAGUAUUGGUGGACCGAUGGUUGCAUGUACGUUGGGGAGUGGUUUAAAGGAAAGACGAUGGGUAAAGGCGUAUUCAGCUGGCCUUCAGGUGCAAUGUACGAAGGGAAUUUCAAGAGUGGGUUCAUGGAUGGUGACGGGACCUACACAGGAGCAAACGGGGGCACUUAUAAAGGCUCGUGGGUGAUGAAUCUAAAGCACGGUUAUGGUCUAAAGGAGUAUGCAAACGGGGAUAGCUAUGAAGGCGAAUGGAGCCGGGGUUCGCAAGAAGGGCAAGGGAAAUACCAAUGGAAAAAAGGGAAUUGUUACGUAGGGGAUUGGAAAAACGGGAGGAUUUGCGGUGUCGGGAGGAUGACGUGGACGAAUGGGAACGCGUACGAGGGGAGUUGGGACGAUGGGCUCCCGAAAGGGAACGGGACUUUCAAGUGGGCCGACGGGAGUUUCUACAUGGGGAACUGGUCGGUCGACCCGAAGGAGCAGAACGGGACUUACUACCCGUCGUCCGGUUCGCUUCUCGAGGGGAAGCUUGAGUGGGACCCGCAGGAGGUUUUCUUGAACGAUUUGAAGGAUUGUAAGGUUUGUCCCACGGAGAAAGUGCCGAUAUGGCCUUCGCAGAAGAAGUUGGCCGUGUGGAGGUCGUCGAAAGGGGCAGGUGGCGGGGUGGGGGGUGGUGAGGAGGGUGGGAGCGUGAGGGGAAGGAGAAUGUCGGUGGACGGGAGGAUAGAGGGAGGGUCGGUGGAGAAGGAGAUUGGGAACAUGAGGCUUUCGGAUGGGGCGGCACCGAGCCUGCAUUCAGUUGGCCGACCUGGACCUCCUCCAUCGCUCGAUUUGAAGCCAUCAGCUUUCGACCCAAAGGAGAAAUUUUGGACAAAAUUUCCUCCCGAGGGUUCCAAAAUUACACCACCCCACCAAUCUUGUGAGUUUAAAUGGAAAGAUUAUUGCCCCAAAGUAUUCAGGACACUGAGAAUGUUAUUCAAAGUGGAUCCAGCAGAUUACAUGCUAUCGAUAUGUGGCAAUGAUGCAUUGCGGGAACUUUCAUCUCCCGGUAAAAGCGGAAGCUUCUUUUACUUGACGAAUGAUGAUCGUUACAUGAUAAAGACGAUGAAGAAAGCUGAAGUAAAAGUUCUCCUGAGGAUGCUGAACGCAUAUUAUAACCACGUUCGAGCCUUUGAGAACACGCUAGUGACCAAAUAUUAUGGCCUGCAUUGUGUCAAGUUGAACGGGCAGAAGGUUCGGUUCAUCAUCAUGGGAAAUCUAUUCUGUUCAGAGUACACUAUUCAUAGAAGAUAUGAUCUGAAAGGAUCGACUUUCGGCCGGCUGACAGAUAAGCCCGAAUCGGAAAUUGAUGCAAACACAACACUCAAAGAUCUCGAUCUCAACUUCAUUUUCCGGCUCCAAAAGACAUGGUUCCAAGAAUUCAGGAGACAAGUCGAUCGGGACUGUGAGUUUCUUGAACAAGAGAGGAUUAUGGAUUACAGCCUUUUGGUUGGUCUUCAUUUUACAGAGGCAUCGAACGACGAGCACACUCCAACCGGGACUUUAACCCCUGUCGCAGAUAAUGCUGGUUCAGACGAAUCAGUUCCUCGUUUAUCCCGAGCAGAUGUAGACCAGUUGCUUUUAGACCCUGCCGGGUGGGCCAGCAUUCGACUCGGGAUCAACAUGCCAGCUCGUGUCGAAAGAACCGAGAGGAAACAAGACACAGAGCUUCAGUUGGUAGGGGAGCCCACAGGAGAAUAUUACGAUGUGGUAAUGUUCUUCGGCAUUAUCGACAUCCUUCAGGAUUAUGACAUCACCAAGAAACUCGAGCACGCGUACAAAUCCAUUCAAUACGACCCGAACACCAUAUCAGCAGUCGACCCAAAACAGUACUCGAGGCGUUUUCGCGACUACAUUUUCAAAGCUUUUGCUGAGGACACGUAA